Molecule: messenger RNA, 1167 nt
Organism: Geodia barretti
Lineage: Eukaryota; Metazoa; Porifera; Demospongiae; Tetractinellida; Geodiidae
Source: the annotation of a GenBank genome assembly
AUGCUGAACCUGCCGCUGCCCUGGAAACGCGGCGCCGACGACGGUGAUGAAGAGCCGCCACCAUCCGGUGGCCCGCGACCGGUACGCCGGCGCGGAGGUCGUAACCGCCGCGUCGGUGUACGCUCCGGCGAUACGGUCGCAAUCGCCAGAACCCGUCGGAUACUCGAAAGCCGACGACAGCGGAUUGCGAUUGUAGUUGGAGCCGUGCUCCUGCUGGCGAUUGCGGGAGUCGUCGCGGCUGGAAUUUACCAGGAAUAUAUUCGUCCGCCUCGUGUGAUGGCGGGCGACAUACGCGGCGUACGUUUCACGAUGGGCGACUUGGUGGAGCGCAUCCGUGUUCUGCAGGGCAUCAACCGUUAUCAGGGUGGCCAGGUGGACCUUAGCCGUGACCCGUUUGAUCAGUUAACGAAACUGCUCCACGCCGAGAUCCUGCGGCAGGCGGCGCCCGGGUUGCAAAUCAAUGUUACCGACGAUGAUAUCGAGCAAACCAUCCGAUCGAUUUUCAGGCCGCAAGCAGAGACCGGACAGGAAGUUAAUGACGAACAACUGGACGCCGAGUACGAGAACAACUACGUGGGGUUCCUGGACCAGGUUAACCUUUCCGAUUCGGCAUACCGUCGCAUUGUCGAAGAACAAUUGCAGGAAAGCAGGUUGUUUCAGGUGAUGUUGGCAAGCCUUCCCGAAGAAGCGCCGCAUGUGGAAGCCCAGGCGAUCGUGCUGGGCGCAAAUUCUCCCGCGGACCCGGUCGCGGUGCGCGAGCGACUGCAGCUGGGGGAAGAUUUCGCCUCAGUAUCUCGAGAGAUCAGCGGUUCGGACGGCUACAUUGGGUGGGUGCCCGAAGGCGCUAUCACCGAAUUCAAUCGCCAUCUAUUUGGCGAAGACGGAGAACCGCCUCUGCUGGGACCGGGUGACGUAUCGAGUUCCAUCUUUAUGCAAGACAACAUCGUGCUGCUGCAAGCCAUCGGAGAGCCGGAAACCCGGGAAAUCGAACCGGCGAUGCAGUUUCAGUUGGCGGCAGCCGGCGUAGAGAGAUGGAAGGAUGAUCAAUUGUCCCAGGGAGCCGAUGAUGGAUGGGUAAAAAUGAACUUUAGAAGCAGUCUCUACGAAUGGGUUACUCAGCAGGUUCGCCUCACCCGACCGCGUGUAACCCCGGUUCCGCAACAAUAG